AUGGACAGGCUUGUCUGCAGAAAUAAAUUACAACAUUAUCAAGUUGAUCCGUUUUAUGUACAUUCACUUUAUAUUAGACUUUCCACUCUCUGCCAAAUCUGUCACUGCGAUUACACCUUCAUUCGGAUCAAACUUUCUGCCUCAAACAGUAUGAACAUGUAUCAGCUAUGUCAAAAGGAAGCAGACCAGGAUGGCUUACUAUAUAUAGUUUACACCAGCCAAUCGGAUUUAGUGUUGGGAAAACUCCGAAAAUCACAAUGCAAAUAUUCUGCCGGAUUAUGGAAAUUAAAGCUACGUUCAAACCAAACUUCCAUAAUAUCCAACAAACGGGGUGACGAAAUCUUGUAA
Molecule: messenger RNA, 348 nt
Organism: Loa loa (African eye worm)
Lineage: Eukaryota; Metazoa; Nematoda; Chromadorea; Rhabditida; Onchocercidae
Exons: 2
Coding region: 1-348 (115 amino acids)
Source: RefSeq, a predicted model, not a curated record